CCACAGGCCAAAAGGACCGACACACACUCACACGCCGACACACACACCAUGGGGAUGUAACCAUCCAUGGUCGGUCGCUCGACCAACGAGGGCGCUGGAGGCGCGCUUCCGCGGCCCUGACAGCCAGACCUCUGGGCCCCUCUGGCGUCCGAAGCCGCCCUGCGCCGGCGCAUGCAGGGUCUUAGGGAACGUUGUCUCAAGACCCGACGUGACAAUGCCAGCCCAGGGAGCUCGUCUCGUGUCUGGCGUCGAGCUUCUGCCGUGCGACCGUGGGCUACUGCUGCUGCUACCACUACUGUACGAAAAAGAGAGUGUGUGAGCGAGAGCUGCUUCCGACGUGCCAUUAAAACUAGCCUCGUCCCCCCCCCCCGCUCUCCAUCGUUGUCGGCCGCCUGUUCUGCUUUUCUGGUCGAGCCUCUUCCCCGACGGCGACCGCCUUGACUAACAAGCAAGCCUUCGACCUUUCCCGGCACACCGCGGCGCGACGACAAAGCAGCAGCAACAGCAACAGCGCGACCAUGGCUGACGAAAAGGGCCCCGUGGGCGCGACAGACCCGGCGCCGGCCGAGGCGCACUAUGAGCCUCGCGGGUCGACGCCCGUCGACGAGCUCCAUGUCCACGAGGAUGGACGGGUAGACCUUCCGCGCGGCUGGAAGUACAAGCGUAUCCGCUUCUUCGGCAAGGAGACGUGGUACGCCUCGCCCAUGGUCCAGCUGGGCUUGGUGUCUUUUGUGUGCUUCAUGUGCCCGGGCAUGUUCAACGCACUGGGUGGUCUGGGAGGUGGUGGCAAGACCGACGCUACCCUUGCCGACAACAUGAACACGGCUCUGUACAGCGCCUUUGCCGUCUUCGGUUUCUUUGGCGGCACCUUCAUCAACAAGCUUGGCGUCAAGUGGACUCUUGCUUUUGGCGGUGUCGGCUACUGCCUCUAUGCCAUCAGCCUGCUCGUCUCCGUCCACGCCAGCGUGAGUGGCUUCAACCUCUUCGCCGGUGUCUUCCUGGGUAUCUGUGCCGGUCUGCUAUGGACGGCGCAGGGCACCAUCAUGAUCUCGUACCCCAAUGAGGAGCAAAAGGGCCGCUACUUUGCCUGGUUCUGGGGCAUCUUCAACUGCGGUGCCGUGCUCGGCAGCUUGAUCCCCCUCGGUGAGAACAUAAACGCCAAGGGUAACGUCACCGUCACCGACGGCACUUACAUUGGCUUCAUCGUGCUCAUGUUCUGCGGCGCCGUCCUUGCCCUCAUGCUCUGCAACGCCAGCGAUAUCAUCCGCCCCGACGGCACGCGCGUCAUUCUCAUGAAGCAGCCUACCUGGCAGACCGAGCUGGUGGGUCUGUGGGAGACGCUGCGCUUCGAGCCCUUUGUCGUCCUCCUCUUCCCUAUGUUCUUCGUUUCCAACUGGUUCUACGUCUAUCAGCAAAACGCCGUCAACGGCGCCUGGUUCUCCACGCGCACCAAAGCUCUCAACGGCCUGCUCUACUGGCUCGCCCAGAUCGUCGCCGCCGCUAUCUGGGGCUACCUCCUCGACGUGCAAAACGUCAGCCGCUCUCUCCGCGCCAAGGUCACCUGGAUCGUCCUUCUCGUCCUCACCUUUGCCAUUUGGGGCGGCGGCUAUGCCUUUGAGAAGGGCUACACCCGCGAGAGUGUCGACCCCAAGCUCAACCCGGACUUUGAGCCCAUGGACUGGACGACCCCUGGCUACGUUGGACCUAUGUUCCUCUACAUCUUCUAUGGCUUCUACGAUGCCGCCUGGCAGGCCAGCGUUUACUGGUUCAUGGGCGCCCUUUCCAAUUCCGGUCGUCGUUCCGCCAACUACGUCGGUUUCUACAAGGGUAUUCAGAGUGUCGGUGCCGCUGUGGUGAACAAUCUGGACGCUCGCAAGCUGUCCUUCAAGGCCGAGUUCAUCAGCAACUGGGCCCUGCUGGGAUCGUCGCUCGUGGUCGCGGCGCCCGUCAUCUUCCUCAAGAUCCGCGACCACGUCGACGUCGAGGACGAUCUCAAGGGUACCGAUGAGACUGUGGCGGAUGUGCUGCCACAGGGCCACCCUGAGAAGGCGAUUGCUUGAGUCUGCGUAUGAAUUUUGCCCGAGUUCUGCGCGUGGUGAGAAGCGCCGGACGCGAUGCUGGGGAGAAGGGUCUCUGGUCAGAAUGGGAUGUUGUUGAUAAGCCUAUACCAAUUUUAAUAUUAUAAGGUGUAUCGUGCCGCGGCACAUGCAGAG
Molecule: messenger RNA, 2213 nt
Organism: Purpureocillium takamizusanense
Lineage: Eukaryota; Fungi; Ascomycota; Sordariomycetes; Hypocreales; Ophiocordycipitaceae
Exons: 4
Coding region: 519-2060 (513 amino acids)
Biological process (GO): transmembrane transport
Molecular function (GO): transmembrane transporter activity
Source: RefSeq, a predicted model, not a curated record